CAUAUGCAUGUUUAGAUGGAAUCCGCGUUAGACCUCAUAGAUGACAACACGAAAAGUAUGGGUGCCUGUUCCUUGAACGAACAUGUUUUGGAGACAGUUUCAAAUGUGGAGACUAGAUUAACAUUCAGUCCAAAUCCUAUCGAGUUUAGAGUGAUGAAAAGGUACUCAAAUGACGACAUAAUGGAAGGCUGUAUUUUGGAACAACAGAUUAAAGUUACCAACCGUAGUAAAAACACUAUAUCGUGUCAUUAUAGCCAUUUGUUCGAUCCAAACUCGGUACUUCAAGACGACAUGAAUACCAUAAAAGUGAUACCAGUUGCUUGGUGUCGUGUGCCACCAGCUACAACGUUCGUUUACUCGGUGACAUUUAAACCGACGGCAUUACCCGAUUUCAAAACCUACCAGAGUUUAUAUGGAGUGAAGCUAGUGUUUGAAACUGUGACAAAUUACCAACCAGAUAUCAAAUACGUGCUGAGUAUUCCAGUCAAGUUUCGUGCGAUUAAACCAGAACCAGAGUUGGUAACCAAAACGAUAACGUUUCUACUUAGGCUAUGACUUAAAUGAAACGGAAACGGACGAUAACGACAUAAUACCCGGUACUAUUAUUAAUUAUGUUAUUC
This is a messenger RNA of Acyrthosiphon pisum (pea aphid), 620 nucleotides long. RefSeq lists its product as uncharacterized. The record is from RefSeq and is a predicted model, not a curated record. The transcript is spliced from 4 exons. NCBI's taxonomy places the organism in Eukaryota, Metazoa, Arthropoda, Insecta, Hemiptera, Aphididae. Bases 16 to 555 code for a protein of 179 amino acids.